Molecule: messenger RNA, 1852 nt
Organism: Daldinia vernicosa
Lineage: Eukaryota; Fungi; Ascomycota; Sordariomycetes; Xylariales; Hypoxylaceae
Product: glycine cleavage system T protein
Exons: 1
Coding region: 200-1642 (480 amino acids)
Biological process (GO): glycine catabolic process
Cellular component (GO): mitochondrion
Molecular function (GO): aminomethyltransferase activity; protein binding
Source: RefSeq, a predicted model, not a curated record
CCUAGGUAGAUAAUAAAAUAUGGCCCCACGUAAAGCCGGGAUCGGCAAUGCUGGGAUCCCCGACGCUCAUAAUAUAUUUCAACGGCGAGGACCGCAAGGUCUUUUCUCACCGACAACAUAAUUUCGGAAUUGGACCGCCAGACCGGGGGAACGUGUCCUGCAACUUGACUCCCUGCCAAUUGAUUUUCAAUUGAUCAAAAUGAAGCCUUCAGGGAUUCUCGUCACAGCUAAAAGGGGCCUGCCAGUGCUCCGAGCGCCCCUAAGACGGCAACCCCGUUUCUUCGCCCGAGCGGCGUCUUCCUCGGCUUCUGAGACAAGCGCCUUGGCUGCGAUAAUCACUUCACGAACUCACCCUCGAACACGUGUAUUAUCUAAUCGUCUUCCCCUCCCCGUUCAAAGCCGUCGAAGUUACGCUUCGGCACCGACAACAGGGUCCGAAUCUCUAAGCAAGACAGCUCUUUACGAUCUCCAUGUCUCGCACGGCGCCAAGAUCGUGCCCUUCGGAGGGUUCUAUAUGCCGGUCCAGUAUGCCGGGCUGAGUGUCACUGCCUCCCAUCACUUCACGCGGAGCCAUGCCUCGCUGUUCGACGUCGGACACAUGGUCCAGCAUCGGUUCGAGGGUCCCGGCGCCACUGCCUUUCUCCAGCGAAUCACACCUGCCGGCCUUGAGAGCCUCGGCGUCAACUCGAGUACCCUCAGCGCACUUUUGGUCCCUGGUAGCGGCGGCAUCGUCGAUGAUACCAUUAUAACAAAGCUCGGCGAAAACUCUUUCUACGUCGUCACCAACGCCGGGUGCCGGGACAAAGACCUCGCAUAUCUGAGUGAGCAGUUAGGACAAUGGGAGAAAGAGGACCGUCUGUCUGUUAACCACACGGUCCUCAAUGGGCAGGGCUUGAUCGCGCUGCAAGGCCCUCUUUCCGAACAGAUCCUCGAACAAGUCCUGGCCAACCCCAAGGAAACCGAUCUCCACGGGUUGUUUUUCGGACAAUGCCGCUCCGUGACGCUGAAGCUUCAGGACGGGCGUGAGGUGUCCGAUAUACUAGUCAGCAGAGGUGGAUAUACCGGCGAAGACGGGUUUGAGAUCUCCAUCCCUGAGGAACACACCGUUGCCGUGACCGAAACACUCCUUCAGUCCGCCGGCCCGGAGAAAUUACAGCUGGCAGGCCUAGGCGCACGCGAUAGCUUGCGUCUGGAGGCGGGCAUGUGUCUGUACGGCCACGACCUAAACGAAGACAUCACACCCGUUGAGGGCGCGCUAAGCUGGAUCAUCGGCAAGGAGCGGCGCAGCGAGACAGACGUCUCAAAAGGCGCGUUCUACGGUGCAAGCGUCAUUCUCGGCCAACUAACGCCCAAGAGUAAAGGCGGAGCGGGCGUUGAGCGCCGGCGAAUCGGGCUAGUAGUCGAGGGAGCACCCGCGCGGGAAGGCGCUGAGAUCCAGGACGAGAGCGGUGCGAAGGUUGGCACCGUGACUAGCGGAUGUCCGAGCCCGUCGCUAGGCAAGAAUAUCGCCAUGGGGUAUGUCAAGGACGGCCUGCACAAGGCGGGGACCGAGCUCGUCGUUAGUAUUCGUGGACGUCCGCGGAAGGCGGUCGUGACCAAGAUGCCGUUUGUGCCGAGUAAGUACUGGAAAGGGAACGCUUAGGUUAUUAUUACAUUUUCGACGGUACAUAUUAGGUAUGUAAGGUUGGUAGGUACCUAAGGUUACGGAAACCAAGACAUAUGGCGUGGCUUGCUUGCUUGCUGAGGGUGUUUGUAUAAUGCAACGCAACGCAACGCAAUGCAAUAUAAGAUGGUGGGAGCGAAGAAUACGGGUUGGUUGGUGGGUUGCAUUUUUUUGGGCACUUUGAGACUU